AUGAAGGAUCUGGAGUGCAGCAACUGUCACAAGCGAGGUCAUGAGGAAAAGAACUGUCGAGUUCGUCUGUUCGACAGCAAGUACGGUAGUGUGGGCUUAGAGAUAUACGAAAGAGGCAAUCAGCUGAUUAUCAGUACGCCGACGUUGAACUCUAGGAAGGCCCUCUACGAUGCGUGCUUAGAGGCGGCAACGAAGAUCAACCAGUUAGAAGAGAAAAAGCGCACAGUUGAGAAAGAGCGCCGGGAUAAGAAGAAGUCGAGUGCUCGACCCGACGCGCUGAUGGAAGACGGAGAGUUGGAAGAAACUACCCAGGUCGCCAAGUUUGCAGACACAUACGGGUGCAACUACGUCUAUCGUGAGUAUGGACCUCGCACGUCAGUUAGGCCUAGAAGAGGCUGGUGCUUGUGCCAUUAG
Gregarina niphandrodes is the source of this 414-nucleotide messenger RNA. RefSeq lists its product as hypothetical. NCBI's taxonomy places the organism in Eukaryota, Apicomplexa, Conoidasida, Eugregarinorida, Gregarinidae. The coding region runs from base 1 to 414 and encodes 137 amino acids. The transcript is spliced from 2 exons. The record is from RefSeq and is a predicted model, not a curated record.